GUUCUGACAUGCAAACAAGCUUUUUUUUCCUGUCGUUAAAACUAACGGUUUUGAUCAACAAAAAGGCAGUCUAGGGAAAGUGAACCCUAUCUUUAUAGCCUAAAUCCGUAACUCUAUAAAAAGAGAGAAUGUGUAAAGUUUAACCUCUUUUUUCUUAUUGUUAUUAUUUUCUGUACAAAAUGUCAAGAGACCAAAUGGACGAUUUAUUAAACAACCCUAUCAACUUUGAGCAUAUCAAAGUUAACCCACAUUUUGAUUUUUCAAUUUCUUUUGUAUGGGAUGAAAUCCAAUUUCUCUUUAAUGAACCUUCUUCUCCAUCCACUCAAGGCUCACUCACACCUACCGAAGAAAAUGAAAAAGAAGCUUAUUUUGGAUCAGCGUUCCUGUGUGUUUAUCGUCAACCUACUAACCAUGUAUGUUCAUUUUGCUCUCGUGUGUUUUCUCGUCGCCAUGACCUUGAAAGACAUUGCCGUGUUCAUACGGGCAUCAAGCCAUACCAUUGUCCACACUGUCAAAAAUCAUUCUCUAGAUCUGAUGCCAGAGGUCGUCAUUUCCAUUCCAAUCCUUUAUGCUUUCAUGACGCAAGAGUUCAAAAGCUUAUUCGUCGCCGUAAACCAAAAUCGCCUUGAUUGUAUUUUCUAUUUUGUUAGAUUCCUCUCUUUUUUAGCAAAUAUAGGCAUAGACUAAAAAAGCUUAACUCAUCCUUUUCCUAUAUUUGUAAAUGUAUACUCCUUAUUCUUUUUUAUAUUUACCACUAUUGUAUAUGACUCUUUAUGACCCCCUUUUUUUUAUGAAAUAAAGUUAUGUGUUCGUGAACACAGAAAGGGAAA
Molecule: messenger RNA, 830 nt
Organism: Gilbertella persicaria
Lineage: Eukaryota; Fungi; Mucoromycota; Mucoromycetes; Mucorales; Choanephoraceae
Exons: 1
Coding region: 180-629 (149 amino acids)
Source: RefSeq, a predicted model, not a curated record